This is a messenger RNA of Diaporthe amygdali, 2910 nucleotides long. RefSeq names its product RNA polymerase II Mediator complex subunit Sin4. The transcript has 6 exons. The coding region runs from base 1 to 2910 and encodes 969 amino acids. Gene Ontology annotation, molecular function: protein binding. The record is from RefSeq and is a predicted model, not a curated record. Gene Ontology annotation, cellular component: mediator complex. Lineage: Eukaryota; Fungi; Ascomycota; Sordariomycetes; Diaporthales; Diaporthaceae. Gene Ontology annotation, biological process: positive regulation of DNA-templated transcription.
AUGACCUCCUCCAAGAUGCCCAUGAUGUUGGACGACCACAUGGGCCCGCUGGGUGCUGCCAUGCCCAACAUGGACGAUGACCUGUUUGGCGACGAGGUGCUCCCCUUGACCACUCGCCCUCCGAGCAAGCAGCUGCAGCAGCGAGUAGACGAGAUGCGGAGUCGGGGCUGUUGUCGGAGCAUCUCUUGCUCAAAGACCGGUACAAUCGCCUCCAUCUCUCCAGAUGGCACCCACAUCAAUCUGCAGUGCGCUCGUACCAACCCCUCAGAUGCGUCUUGGGAGCUGAGCGAGCCUUACCCGUGUUCCAUCUUCUCGCCCACGCUUCCUGGAGGGCCCAUUGUUCACCUGGCUUGGGCCCCCACCAACAUCCCGGAGCUGGCCGUCAUCGAUGCCUAUGGCCGAGUCUGUCUUCUGUCCUUUCAUAUUAGCCUUAACAGGGCCUCUGUCAUAACGAGAAAGUGGGACGCAGAUACCCCCGACGAUCUCUUUUCUGUAGUCGGCUGCUACUGGCUGCCCCUGUUCAUAUCGCCGAACAGACAGUUUAAUGUCACAUAUGGACCAGCUGUUCGUGAGAACGGGAAAUACCAGUAUAACAACAACAUAGUACAAGCUGGCGGCCCAUGGCAUCCCAAUCCGCAGAAGAGCGCAUUGGUAUGCGUUACAGCCAAUGGGUUUCUCAAGUUGUUCUAUUCCCAGAACAACAAUAUCGUAUUGGAUACGCAACUGGAAAUGGAGAGCAUAUCUUCCUCUGACGACCUCAUCACCCAUGCCGCCAUGUGCUCAGAUCGGGGUAGAUUGAUCGUUGUUGUCGCCACAGCGGCGAGACAGUUGAAAGUUGUCCAAGCAGAGAUCAGUUGGGGCGUUUCGCAGCCUCAAGACAAGCAGAUCCCACCCGGCAGUCUGCCCCUCAAGCCCUCACUGAAGGCAGAGCAUAUCACUGGGACGAGCUGGCUACAACCAGGCCUCGUUGAGUCACAUCUGGAUGCAUCCAUGGAUCAAAUCUCGUAUCUGGAGGUAUUUCCGCCUGUCGUGGAUGUCAAAACGAAGUCCGCUUUACCAGCCACCAUCCUGACCAUCAGGUCACACGUGCCCACGGCGCAGAAUCAUUAUAACGUCGAGUACCAAAGUAUCAUCGAUCGCUGGGACAUCCUCACAGACCAGCCUCAACAGCUGCAUCCCGCUUUCGAACAACGAGGCUCCAAGACAGGAUCGGCGUCAUCUCUCCAUCCCAUGACACGACUUCGAAAGCGAGACUCGAUCGUCAUCAAUAAGAUAGUUGUCUCUGUCGAGACUACUCAGCUGGGGAGGAUCAUCUGCAUCGGUUUCAGCGACGGAACUGUCCAAUUCAGAGACCGCACGACGAUGGCAGAGAUGGCCAACGAGGACAACCAUAGUGUAAUCAUGGUACCUCACCAGGCUGGCUUCCUUCUAAAUGACGAGGAAAAACCUUGUGUCCAGAUGACUAUCUCCCCGAAUAAUUGCUCGGUCACACAGGUCUGCGAGAAUGGAAAGCUUAAGUGGAGCAGCUUGAAAUACCCAGUGGCUGAGAUCGGCUCAACAAGGCAGGAUCCUCUGUACGACGCUGUACUGGCUGGGCUAACACUGGCUGCCGCCAACGCCGCUCACCAAGGCACAAAUUGUGACGACGUGCUGGCCGCCGCCAGACCCUUCGUGGACAAGCAUCCUCGAUUCCUACACGACUUGGUCUCAACACUGGUAUUCAUGCUGAAUGUCAAUGUUGACUACUCCGAAGAUUCUCAUCACGACGCAUUAAUAAGAAACAUGCAGCUGCAGACCGUUUUCGGUCUGCUGAACCACCUCGGCUUCCAAGGCGAAUUCAGGCCCAGGUCCUUUAUCAGCAAGUUUGCCAUGCUCGGCCUCAACAUCAGGCACAUCGUCAUCCUCAUAACCCUAGCCAGCAAUUCUUCUGUGAACCCGGCCAAAGAGAAAUGGACGCCACUCGACGAACCCGAGGUGGUUGACGCACUUACCGGUUGCGCGAAGUGGGCAUUGGACCUUUUGUGCUGGUUGACGGAUAGCCUGUUCAUCUUGCGCGAUGACCCGAAGUUCAUGGAGCUUCUCACCCCUCAGCGCUUCUCAGAGAUGACUGCCUAUCUCAAGUCUAAGAACGACGUUUGCCUGCACUUAUUGCUUUGCUCUUCAACGAGGGGCUUCCUCGUUGCCACCUGCAAACGUCUUGGUCAUCUUCAAGCAAUGAGCGCCCAGGCUACCCAGUACUGGGACAGGAAUGCGUCCUUGCACAACUCAACAGACUCGCACGUGAGCCAAAGUAUAAUUGCUGUCCAACAGGCUUAUCUCAAGAUGCAAAGAUACAUUACAACCACACUCAUCAAGGUCAAGGAGAUAGACAAAUUGUUGAACACUCUAAGUGCGGACAUCAAGCAGGCUUACCAGGCAUCCCUGGCUAUCCUAGCACAGAAACAGCAGCAACAGUCCGGCAAGCCCAAUCAGCCUCCCCCUGACGCCGCCAUCAAGAAAGCUCAGGCGCACUGUGAGCUCAACAUGCUCCUCGCCGAGAAUCCACCUCCUCAAUUCCUACCAGUGAUCAAAAAGUUCUUUGACACUGACCUCAAGAAUUUGGUGGCCUCGACCGACCGAUCUGGGCUGUUCUUCACGGACUUCCAGCUGCUAGAAGUAGAGGACGACCCGAGGAGGCUGGCGGCCAGGAAGGCACAGGGCAAGUAUGUUGAUACGUUCAAGCGUGUGGAGCUGACGGCGUCAAAAUCGCCAAAGGUAGCCGAUGGAGACAAUGUGCGCCGGCCGCACGAGCAGCACGAGCAGCAGCAGCAGCAGCCGGACGCGGAUGCCGUGACUGGACCGGCGUGGCGGAGCAGAGGAAGUGUGCCUGUGGAGGAGGUUGGGGACUUCUUCCGUCAGGCGAGCUGGUGA